CCUUUUUUUUUCUAUUAUUCUUUUGAACCUUUGAAGGUUUAUAUUGUAUUUUUUUUUAUUUUUUAAUUUAUAUAUCAAUUUUGUAUUAUAUAUAUAACAUCAUGGUUGUUCCUCUUGCUUCCAUUUCAACAUCAUCCACAUCAUCCACAGGCUCUCCUACACUUGACUUUUAUCAUAGUCCUGAACCAGCUUUAUCAUUUAUGGUGAAAAAGAUAGAUGGAUUAUUGGAUUGCUCAAGUAAACCAUCACAUCAUCAUCGGUUACCAUCAUUACAAAGCUUUGUUCGCCAAGUAUAUGUGAAAUGUCGAUUAUCACCUUCCAUUUUGGUCAUUGCCUUGAUUUACAUUCAUCGAUUACAACAACAAUUACCUUUGGAUUCAAAAGGUGAUUAUGAUACUCCUCAUAAGGUCUUUUUGGCUGCUGUCUUGUUGGCUUGCAAAUAUAAUGAAGAUUCUAAAAGUCUUGCUCAAGCUAUUUAUCGUUGUGUCUCUGUUGUUUAUACCAAUCUCGACCUCAAUGAAAUGGAACGUAGCUUUUUGGGUGUUGUCAAGUUCGAUCUUUUUGUUGAUAUGAAACAAGUAACUCGUUUUAUUGAAGAACAUCCUACACUUGAAUUGAAUUGGGAGGAUUAAUCUCAUCUUUUUUUUUUUAUCCUCUAAGAGUGGAUUCUCUUUUUAUCUUUGUUUUAUCUAUCUUUAUGUUUAUCUACCCUUUCCUUUCUUUCUAUCUACUUUUUCUUUUUUUAUUUAAGCAUGAUCAUCAUCCAAGUCACCGCCAACUCCAUCUCUUUUUAUUGUUCUAUAUUAUUUUAUGCUCUUUUUUUUUCCUUUCUUGUAUGAUACCCUUUUUAUUAUUUUUAUUUCCAAUCAAAACAAUAUGAGAAGCAGCUCAGUUUUUAUCUAUCUCUCCCCUCCAAAAAAAAAAAGAUAACAAGAACUAUGUACAUAAUCCAGAAUUGCCCCUCAUUUCUCUCUCUCUCUCUCUCUCUAUUAUAUAUAUAUAUCUUCUAUAAUAAAUAGUUUUCAUUUUUA
Molecule: messenger RNA, 1031 nt
Organism: Halteromyces radiatus
Lineage: Eukaryota; Fungi; Mucoromycota; Mucoromycetes; Mucorales; Cunninghamellaceae
Exons: 2
Coding region: 102-632 (176 amino acids)
Biological process (GO): regulation of cyclin-dependent protein serine/threonine kinase activity
Cellular component (GO): nucleus; cyclin-dependent protein kinase holoenzyme complex
Molecular function (GO): cyclin-dependent protein serine/threonine kinase regulator activity; protein kinase binding
Source: RefSeq, a predicted model, not a curated record